UUGUUUGUUGGUUACAGGAAUUGUGGCUCUGCUUCUAGUCAACAGUUCGUCGAAGGAUAUUAGUGGUGUGAAUCCUUUCGAGUAUGAUAUGCUCCCGCCCCAGAUUGAAGACUCUCGUGCUGAAUGAUCAGCAGAAUCGGCAGUUUAUGGCUGAAGUUCUCGGAAGAUAUGGCCAAAGAUGCGUCUUCAACGAUGCAGCAAAGAUUUUCAUUCCGUCGGAAUCAUGUGGAGAGUGGUCUAUUUUGAGGGAAGCUUCCGAUUUGCAUGCAGUCGCAGAACCAUCUCACCCUUUCCUUGUAAAUUUCGUAGAUCUGUUAAAAGAAGGUGAUGUCGCUACUUUUGGAUUACAUUCAAAUUUCAUAGCUAGAGUUGCAUCUAGAACGGUAUCAAAAGUUUUGAGCAACACCGUUGAUCUCACUGUUGUGCUAUUGUGCCUCGAAAUGCUACAAACAAAGGGGACUCUCAUGGAGAUCAUUAAGCAUAAUAUUAGGAGGAUGAGUUUCAGGAGCGUUCACGAUUCUCUUAAGCUGUUGCGAGAUUUUGUUGAAAAUUUCCCAGGCCCUUCGAAGCUUUCAUCUGAAGACGUGGAUUUGCUUGUUAAUGCUAUCCAUUUUGCAUUUUUGAAAAGCCUUCCCGAUACUGAUGAACAGAACUUCGACGUAACUGAAUUCAUUCUUCUUCAAAGUUUUGACGCGAGAUUGCCUUUUUCUUUUGCUCUCGUGGAAGGAGUCGUUGCUCCUGAGCCAGACUUGACAGCUGAAGAUUUUAAAUCGUCAUCGAGCUGUAUACAUGUACUAGUGUUCUCAUUUGCUUUAAUCGAGAGUGAAAGAAACACCCAGAAGCAGUCUUACCACGAUUCCUUUUUGAACUUGAUACCAUUAGAAUUAAAGAACAUUCACGAUAAAAUACUAGCGUCUGGUGUGCAAAUCGUAAUUUGUCAGAAGGCAGUGAACAGUGGUUUGAAAAUAGCUCUAAAGCGAUGCAAAGUAAUUUGCGUUGAGCUAUUUGGACAGAAACGAACGAAAGCAGUGACACAAUUAUCUGGAGCUCGCAAAGUAAGAUGCUGGAAUGACCAUGUACAUUUAGAACAACACAUGGGUAUGAUCGACGCGAUAGAAUUCCUGGAUGUAGGCACCGAACCUUGGAUUGUUUUCAAAAAGGCUAACUCACGAGUGUCCAGUAUCAUAUUCAGUGAAACCCCUGAGUUCCUGGAGCAAACCGAGGUAUUGGUAUCCAAGUGCCUUAUUCUGCUGAAUUUAGCAGUCAGGAAAAUUGCUCUCCCGUCGCGCGUGGUGAAAGAAAAAUUAUUCGGUUCCAUCCGCUGCUUCGCGAACUUCGACCACACGGAUGCCUUGAAUCUAGAAUCCCGACUCACCGAAGAUGAAAAGCUCAUUCGAGACUCAGCUCGUCAAUACUGCCAAGAAAAACUGCUUCCGCGCGUCGUCGAAGCCACGCGCAAGGAAAUGUUCCACAAGGAAAUCUACUCCGAAAUGGGGAACCUCGGCUUGCUCGGUCCCACCAUAGACGGCUAUGGAUGCCCCGGUGUGAGUUCGGUCGCCUAUGGGCUAAUUGCUCGCGAAGUAGAGCGAGUCGACAGUGGGUAUCGAUCCGCGAUGAGUGUCCAGUCUUCCCUCGUCAUGGGUCCCAUCGCGGAAUACGGGACCGAAGAACAGAAGCAACGGUUUCUACCUCGUCUGGCUCGUGGAGAACUUAUUGGCUGUUUCGGUCUCACGGAGCCCAAUCAUGGCAGUGAUCCCGGUGGCAUGGAGUGCCGCGCAAUAUACGACUCUGCCUCCAAGAAGUACGUCUUAAACGGAACCAAGACCUGGAUCACGAGCUCACCGAUUGCAGAUAUUGCCGUAGUUUGGGCCAAGGAUCAAACGGGUACGAUCCGGGGAUUUAUUGUCGAACGUGGAAUGGACGGCUUCACAACACCGGUGAUCGAAGGGAAGUUUUCUCUGCGUGCUUCCGUGACUGGUCAGAUUUGCCUCUCCGAUGUGCAAGUGCCUGCCGAAAACGCGUUCCCGUCCAUCAAGGGACUCGCUGGUCCUUUCGGGUGUCUGAACAAUGCUCGUUACGGUAUUGCCUGGGGAGUCCUGGGAGCCGCUGAGGCCUGUUACACCGCAGCUCGUCAAUAUACUCUAGACAGGAUUCAGUUCAAGAGACCCCUGGCUGCCAACCAGUUGAUACAAAAGAAACUCGCGGACGCCUUGACUGAGAUCAGUAUUGGACUUCACUCGUGUCUCCAAGUUGGUCGGCUGAAGGAUGAAAAGAAAGUCGCUCCCGAGAUGAUUUCGCUCAUCAAGAGAAAUAGUUGUGGAAAGGCUAUUGAAAUUGCUCGGGCGUGCAGAGAUAUGCUCGGAGGCAACGGGAUUGUUGAUGAGUAUCACGUUAUGCGACACGUCAUGAAUUUGGAGGCAGUGAAUACGUAUGAAGGAACCCAUGACAUUCAUGCUCUGAUACUUGGGCGCGCAAUAACUGGAAUUCAAGCAUUCGCUCCGAAAGGGUGAUUUAUGUUCUUUCUCAUAAAUCUGUGAGAAAGGAAGUGAGAUCUGCGGCAUUGUUACAUAUUUCAUGGGAUUAAUACCGGUGUUAGAUUUAUUUUCAUUUUUUUUUCUAUUGGGGUGCGUACAAAAAAAGCUAAUUUUCACAGAGCA
Notodromas monacha is the source of this 2657-nucleotide messenger RNA. Lineage: Eukaryota; Metazoa; Arthropoda; Ostracoda; Podocopida; Cyprididae. The record is from the annotation of a GenBank genome assembly.